CUAAGCAGAAAAGAAUAGCAUCCUGAAGCGUAAGACCACUUCUUCCGUGAAGAGUUUUGGGCCCUGCGAGGCCCCGUCUGCUGUCGCAUUCGCACCGGAGACAUCUGUGGAGACGCCGGGAACUCGUGGCGGCGUGGAUGCACACUGCUAAAUAGUACCAGCAUGGGCGAGCAUGGUCUGGAAUUGGCCUCCAUGAUUCCCGCUCUGCGGGAGCUGGGCAGUGCCAGUCCAGAGGAAUAUAAUACAGUCGUACAGAAGCCAAGACAAAUUCUGUGUCAGUUCAUUGACCGAAUACUUACAGAUGUAAACGUUGUUGCUCUAGAACUUGUAAAAAAAACUGACUCUCAGCCAACCUCUGUGAUGUUGCUUGAUUUCAUCCAGCAUAUCAUGAAAUCUUCCCCACUUAUGUUUGUAAAUGGGAAUGGGAGCCAGGGGCAAAAUGAGGCCAAACAUAGCUGUAUUGAAUUCAGUAAUUGGAUCAUAACAAGACUUUUGCGGAUUGCAGCAACUCCAUCCUGUUACAUGUUGCAUAGGAAAAUCUCUGAAGUUAUCUGCUCAUUAUUAUUUCUUUUUAAAAGCAAGAGUCCUGCUAUUUUUGGAGUAUUCACAAAGGAAUUAUUAUGUCUUUUUGAAGACUUGAUUUACCUCCACAGAAGAAAUGCAAUGGGAGAUAUUAUGGAAUGGCCAGUGGUUGUGAACAAAUUUUUAAGCCACUUAGAUAAACACUUAGGAUGUCUACAGCCAGCUCCUUUGCAGUUCAUGAACAUGCAAAGUUUAGAAUUUGUUGAAGUCACCUUAUUAAUGGUUCUUAUUCGCAUUAUUACAACUGUGUUUUUUAGAAGGCAAGAACUCAUACUUUGGAGGAUAGGUUGUGGUUUCCUAGAGUAUGGUAAUACAAAAAUUAAAUCAUUAGCAAUUAGCCUUUUAACUGAACUCUUUGAACUUGGAGGACUACCAGCACAACCAGCCAGCGUUUUCUUCAACUCUUUUGUAGAAUUGUUAAAGCACCUAGUAGAAAUGGACACUGACCAGUUGAAAUUAUAUGAAGAGCCACUAUCAAAGCUAAUAAAGACAAUAUUCCCCUUUGAAGCAGAAGUUUAUAAAAAUAUUGAACCUGUCUAUUUAAAUAUGCUGCUGGAAAAACUGUGUGUCAUGUUUGAAGAUGGUGUGCUUCUGCAGCUCAAGUCUGAUUUGCUAAAAGCAGCGUUGUGUCAUUUACUGCAAUAUUUCCUUAAAUUUGUGCCAGCUGAGUAUGAAUCUGCCUUACAAGUCAGGAAAGUCUAUGUGAGAAAUAUUUGUAGAGCUAUUGUGGAUGUUCUUGGAGUUCAGGUAAAUACAGAGUACUUGUUGGACCCACUUUACACAGCGUUGAAAAUGGAAAGUAUGGAAAUCAUUGAAGAACUUUACUGCCACAUUCCACAGGAAAACCUUAGCAGUAAUAGUGAUGAAGUAUCCCCCAAAAGACGUAGACUCAGCUCCUCUCUAAACUCUUCCAGAAGAGCAUCAAAACAGUCUGAAGAAAUUAUAAACGUGGAUAUGAGCAAAAAGAACAUAAUAUGGAGUGCCCUGAGACAGAAAGCUGAAUCCCUUCAGCUUUCCCUUGAAUCUAGCAGUUUAAAGAAACCUGUAAUUGAGACUCUAGAAGGAAUUGCUGUUAUCUUACAACUGACUGCUUUGUGUACAGUUCACUGUUCUCAUCAAAGGCUGAACUGCCAUAAUUUCAAGGAUUGUCAACACACAUCUAAGAAGAAACCUUCAAUAGCGAUAACUUGGAUGUCUUUGAAUUUUUAUACAAAAGUACUUACCACCUGUAGGAAUUUGUUAGAAUCUGUUCAGAAACCUGAGCUAGAGGCAGUCAUUGAUAAUGUGGUGAAGAUUUAUGAUGCUUUGAUUUAUAUGCAAGUAAAAAGUUCAUUUGAAGAUCAUAUUCUGGAAGAUUUGUGUGGAAUGCUGUCACUUCCAUGGAUUUAUUCCCAUUCUGAUGAUGACUCUUUAAAGUUGACCACAUUUGCCAAUAACCUGCUAACACUAAGCCAGAAGACUUUAGAUAGCUACUCACCACAGGCACAGUCACGAUGUGUGUUUCUUCUAACUCUGUUUCCAAGAAGAAUAUUCCUUAAAUGGAGAACAGCAGUGUACAACUGGGCCCUGGAGAGCUCCCAUGAAGUAAUACGGGCUAGUUGUGUUAACGGAUUUUUUAUCUUAUUGCAGCAGGAAAAUUCUUGUAACACAGUUCCCAAGAUCCUUAUAGAUAAAGUCAAAGAUGAUUCUGACAUCGUCAAGAAAGAGUUUGCUUCUAUUCUUGGUCAACUUGUCUGUAUUCUUGAUGGCCAGUUUUAUCUGACAAGUUCUUCAGUGGAACCUUUCUCUGAACAUGGACAUGUAGACCUCUUCUGUAAGACCGUAAAAGCCACUUCUCAACACUCAUGUGCAUCUUCUCAACUGAAAGCUUCUAUUUGUAAGCAGUUUCUUUUCCUACUGGAAAAAAAGAUAUCUAGUCCAGUAAAACUUGCUUUCAUCGACAAUCUGCAUCAUCUUUGUAAGCAUCUUGAUUUCAGAGAAGAUGAAACAGAUGUAAAAGCAGUUCUUGGAACUUUAUUAAAUUUAAUGGAAGAUCCAGACAAGGAUGUUAGAGUGGCUUUUAGUGGAAAUAUCAAAUAUAUAUUGGAAUGCUUGGAUUCUGAAGAUGGAUUUAUAAAAGAGCUUUUUGUCUUAAGAAUGAAGGAAGCAUAUACAAAUGCCCAAAUAUCAAGAAAUAAUGAGUUGAAGGAUACCUUGAUUCUUACAACAGGUGAUAUUGGAAGGGCAGCAAAAGGGGAUUUGGUACCUUUCGCUCUCUUGCACCUGUUGCAUUGUUUGUUAUCCAAAUCAGCGUCUGUCUCUGGAGCAGCAUACACAGAAAUUAGAGCACUGGCUGCAGCUAAAAGUGUUAAAUUACAAAAUUUUUUCAGUCAGUAUAAAAAACCGAUUUGUCAGUUUUUGGUAGAAUCCCUCCAUUCCAGUCAGAUGACAGCACUUCCAAGUAUUACUUACCAGAGUGCUGAGAUGCGAAAACAAGACAUAGCUCACCAGAGAGAAAUGACUUUAAAUACUUUGUCUGAAAUUGCCAACGUUUUUGAUUUUCCUGACCUCAAUCGUUUCCUUACUAGGACAUUACAAGUUCUAUUGCCUGAUCUUGCUGCCAAAGCAAGUCCUGCAGCUUCUGCUCUCAUUCGAACUUUAGGAAAACAAUUAAAUGUCAGUCGUAGAGAGAUCUUGAUAAAUAACUUCAAAUACAUUUUUUCUCAUUUGGUUUGUUCCUGUUCCAAAGAUGAAUUAGAACGUGCCCUUCAUUAUCUAAAGAAUGAAACAGAAAUUGAACUGGGAAGCCUAUUGAGACAGGAUUUCCAAGGAUUGCAUAAUGAAUUACUACUGCGUAUUGGAGAACAUUAUCAACAAGUUUUCAAUGGUUUGUCAAUACUUGCCUCAUUUGCAUCUAGUGAUGAUCCAUAUCAGGGUCCAAGAGAGAUCACAUCACCUGAACUGAUGGCUGACUAUUUGCAACCUAAAUUAUUGGGCAUUUUGGCUUUUUUCAACAUGCAGUUACUGAGCUCUAGUGUUGGAAUUGAAGAUAAGAAAAUGGCCUUAAAUAGUUUGAUGUCUUUGAUGACGUUGAUGGGCCCCAAACAUGUCAGCGCUGUGAGGGUGAAAAUGAUGACAACAUUGAGAACUGGACUUCGAUUCAAGGAUGAGUUUCCUGAAUUGUGUUGCAGAGCUUGGGACUGCUUUGUUCGCUGCCUGGAUCAUGCUUGUCUAGGAUCCCUUCUCAGUCAUGUAAUAGUCGCUUUGUUACCACUCAUACAUAUCCAGCCUAUAGAAACUGCAGCUAUCUUUCACUACCUCAUCAUUGAAAACAGGGAUGCUGUGCAAGAUUUUCUUCAUGAAAUAUAUUUUUUACCUGAUCAUCCAGAAUUAAAAAAGAUAAAAGCAGUUCUCCUGGAAUACAGAAAGGAAACAUCUGAGAGUACUGGUCUUCAAACAACUCUUCAGCUAUCCAUGAAAGCAAUUCAACAUGAAAAUGUAGAUGUUCGUAUUCAUGCCCUUACCAGCCUUAAAGAAAUUUUGUAUAAAAAUCAGGAAAAACUGAUAAAAUACGCAACUGAUAGUGAAACAGUAGAACCUGUUAUCUCACAGUUGGUGACAGUACUUUUGAAAGGUUGUCAAGAUGCAAACUCUCAAGCUCGCUUACUCUGUGGAGAAUGUUUAGGGGAGUUGGGAGCAAUAGAUCCAGGUCGAUUAGAUUUCUCAACAACUGAAACCCAAGGAAAAGACUUUACAUUUGUGGCUGGAGUAGAAGAUUUAAAUUUUGCAUAUGGGUUAUUGAUGGAGUUAACAAGAGCUUACCUUGCAUAUGCAGAUAACAGCCGAGCUCAAGAUUCAGCUGCUUAUGCCAUUCAGGAGUUACUUUCUAUUUAUGACUGUAGAGAGAUGCAGAAUAAUGGCCCAGGUCACCAGUUGUGGAAGAGAUUUCCUGAGCAUGUUCGGGAAAUAUUAGAACCUCAUCUAAAUACUAGAUACAAGAGUUCGCAGAAGUCAACAGAUUGGUCUCAAGUAAAGAAGCCAAUUUACUUAAGUAAACUAGGUAAUAACUUCGCAGAAUGGUCAGCGUCUUGGGCAGGUUAUCUUAUAACAAAGGUUAGGCAUGAUCUUGCCAGUAAAAUCUUCACCUGCUGUAGCAUAAUGAUGAAGCAUGAUUUCAAGGUGACCAUCUAUCUGCUUCCACAUAUUCUAGUGUAUGUCUUGUUGGGUGGUAAUCAGGAAGACCAGCAAGAGGUUUAUGCAGAAAUUAUGGCAGUUUUAGAACAUGAUGACCAGCAUACCAUAAGUAGCCAAGACAGUGCAUCUGAUCUGUCUCAGCUUAGUACACAAACUGUGUUCUCCAUGCUUGACCAUCUCACGCAAUGGGCAAGGAACAAGUUUCAGGUCCUGAAUGCCGAGAAACUUCCACAGAAUAGAUCGAACAGAGAUAAGGUCAGCUCUAAGGUAUCAUCUGUGAAUUUUGAAGACUAUCAGAGUGUAACUCACUUUCUAGACCUCAUACCUCAAGAUACUCUGGCAGUAGCUUCCUUUCGUUCCAAAGCAUACACACGGGCCGUAAUGCACUUUGAAUCAUUUAUUAUAGAAAAGAAGCAAAAUAUUCAAGAGCAUCUUGGAUUUUUACAGAAAUUGUAUGGUGCUAUGCAUGAACCAGAUGGGGUGGCUGGAGUGAGUGCAAUUCGAAAAGCGGAACCAUCUCUGAAAGAACAAAUCCUUGAACAUGAAAGCAUUGGUUUGCUGAGGGAUGCCACUGCUUGUUAUGACAGGGCUAUUCAGCUGGAACCAGACCAGAUCAUUCAUUAUCAUGGUGUAGUGAAGUCAAUGUUAGGUCUUGGUCAGCUUUCUACUGUAAUCACUCAGGUGAAUGGAGUGCAUGCUAACAGGUCUGAAUGGACAGAUGAACUAAAUACAUACAGAGUGGAAGCAGCUUGGAAAUUGUCACAGUGGGAUUUGGUGGAAAACUAUUUGGCAGCAGAUGGAAAAUCUACAUCAUGGAGUGUCAGACUGGGACAGCUACUAUUAUCAGCCAAAAAAAGAGAUACCACAACUUUUUAUGACACAUUGAAACUGGUGAGAGCAGAGCAAAUUGUACCUCUUUCAGCUGCAAGCUUUGAAAGAGGCUCUUACCAACGAGGAUAUGAAUAUAUUGUGAGAUUGCACAUGUUGUGCGAAUUGGAGCAUAGCAUCAGACCACUGUUUCACCAGUCUCCAGGUGAUAGUUUUCAAGAAGAUUCUCUAAACUGGGCAGCUCGACUAGAAAUGACCCAGAAUUCCUAUAGAGCUAAGGAACCCAUCCUCGCUCUCAGAAGGGCUUUACUAAGCCUCAACAAAAGACCAGAUAACAGUGAAAUGAUUGGAGAAUGCUGGCUACAGAGUGCCAGAGUAGCUAGAAAGGCAGGUCACCACCAAACAGCCUAUAAUGCUCUCCUCAACGCAGGAGAAUCACGACUUGCCGAACUGUGUGUGGAAAGGGCAAAGUGGCUCUGGUCCAAGGGUGAUGUUCACCAAGCACUUAUUGUUCUUCAAAAAGGUGUUGAAUUAUAUUUCCCUGAAAAUAAAACCCCAACUGAGAGUAAGAACAUGUUAAUCCUUGGUCGAGCUACACUAUUAGUGGGCCGAUUCAUGGAAGAAACUGCUAACUUUGAAAGCAAUGCAAUUAUGAAAAAAUACAAGGAUGUCAUCUUGUUCCUACCAGAGUGGGAAGAUGGACAUUUUUACCUUGCUAAGUACUAUGACAAAUUGAUGCCCAUGGUAACAGACAACAAAAUGGAAAAGCAAGGUGAUCUCAUCAGGUAUAUAGUUCUUCACUUUGGAAGAUCACUACAGUAUGGAAAUCAAUUCAUAUAUCAGUCAAUGCCACGAAUGUUAUCACUAUGGCUUGAUUUUGGUGCUAAGGCAUUUGAAUGGGAAAAAGCUGGCCGUUCUGAUCGUGUACAGAUGAGAAACGACUUGGCUAAAAUAAAUAAGGUUAUCACAGAGCACACAAAUCAGUUAGCUCCCUAUCAAUUUUUGACUGCUUUUUCACAAUUGAUCUCUCGAAUUUGCCAUUCCUAUGAUGAAGUUUUUGUUGUCUUGAUGGAAAUAAUAGCCAAAGUGUUUCUUGCCUAUCCUCAGCAAGCAAUGUGGAUGAUGACAGCUGUGUCAAAGUCCUCUUAUCCAAUGCGUGUGAACAGAUGCAAGGAAAUCCUAAAUAAAGCUAUCCAUAUGAAAAAUUCUUUAGAAAAAUUUGUUGGAGAUGCAACUCGUCUAACUGACAAGCUUCUAGAAUUGUGCAACAAAUCGGUUGAUGGAAGUAGUUCCACAUUAAGCAUGAGCACUCACUUUAAAAUGCUAAAAAGGCUGGUAGAAGAAGCAACAUUUAGUGAAAUCCUCAUUCCUUUGCAGUCAGUCAUGAUACCUACUCUUCCAUCUAUUCCGGGUGCCCAUGAUAAUCAUGAUCCAUUUCCUGGGCACUGGGCCUAUAUUGCAGGUUUUGAUGAUACGGUGGAAAUUCUUGCUUCUCUUCAAAAACCAAAGAAGAUCUCUUUAAAAGGAUCAGAUGGAAAGUUCUACAUCAUGAUGUGUAAGCCAAAAGAUGAUCUGAGAAAAGACUGUAGACUAAUGGAAUUCAAUUCAUUGAUUAAUAAGAUAAUGAAAAUUAAACACCAUCCUCUGGGCCUGUGGACUUCACAUUUCAGUAAUAUCUAUAAAGCAAUAUGUUUAAGAAAAGAUGCAGAAUCUCGUAGACGAGAACUUCACAUCCGAACAUAUGCAGUUAUUCCACUGAAUGAUGAAUGUGGGAUUAUUGAAUGGGUGAACAAUACUGCUGGCUUGAGGCCUAUUUUGACCAAAAUAUAUAAAGAAAAAGGAGUAUAUAUGACAGGAAAGGAACUUCGCCAAUGUAUGUUGCCAAAGUCAGCAUCUUUAUCAGAAAAAUUCAAAGUAUUCCAAGAAUUUUUGCUUCCCAGGCAUCCUCCUGUUUUUCAUGAGUGGUUUCUGAGAACAUUUCCUGAUCCUACGUCAUGGUACAGUAGCAGAUCAGCAUACUGCCGUUCUACUGCUGUUAUGUCAAUGGUCGGUUAUAUCCUGGGGCUUGGAGACCGUCAUGGCGAAAACAUUCUUUUUGAUUCUUUGACUGGUGAAUGUGUACAUGUGGAUUUCAACUGUCUUUUUAAUAAGGGUGAAACCUUUGAAGUUCCAGAAAUUGUACCAUUUCGCCUAACUCAUAACAUGGUUAAUGGAAUGGGUCCUAUGGGAACAGAGGGUCUUUUUCGAAGAGCAUGUGAAGUUACACUGAGACUGAUGCGAGAUCAGAGAGAGCCUUUAAUGAGUGUCUUAAAGACUUUUAUACAUGAUCCUCUUGUGGAAUGGAGCAAACCAGUAAAAGGACAUUCCAAAGCGCCACUGAAUGAAACUGGAGAAGUUGUCAAUGAAAAGGCCAAGACUCAUGUCCUUGACAUUGAGCAGCGACUACAGGGUGUAAUCAAGACUAGAAAUAGAGUAACAGGACUGCCAUUAUCUAUUGAAGGACAUGUGCAUUACCUUAUACAGGAAGCUACUGAUGAAAAUUUACUAUGUCAAAUGUAUCUUGGUUGGACACCAUAUAUGUGAAAUAAAAUUAUGUAAAAAGUAUGCUAAAAAUCAAAUGAAUGUGUUUGUUAUAAA
Molecule: messenger RNA, 8220 nt
Organism: Cavia porcellus (domestic guinea pig)
Lineage: Eukaryota; Metazoa; Chordata; Mammalia; Rodentia; Caviidae
Gene: Atr
Product: ATR serine/threonine kinase
Exons: 48
Coding region: 163-8166 (2667 amino acids)
Biological process (GO): telomere maintenance; DNA damage checkpoint signaling; protein phosphorylation
Cellular component (GO): nucleus
Molecular function (GO): protein binding; protein serine/threonine kinase activity
Source: RefSeq, a predicted model, not a curated record